This is a messenger RNA of Triticum aestivum (bread wheat), 6111 nucleotides long. Its product is annotated as disease resistance protein Pik-2. Gene Ontology annotation, biological process: defense response to other organism. NCBI's taxonomy places the organism in Eukaryota, Viridiplantae, Streptophyta, Magnoliopsida, Poales, Poaceae. The transcript is spliced from 4 exons. The coding region runs from base 168 to 3323 and encodes 1051 amino acids. Gene Ontology annotation, molecular function: ADP binding. The record is from RefSeq and is a predicted model, not a curated record.
AUCAAACUAGCUAGCUAGUAGUCCAUAUAUUCAUACAAGCGGCAGCAACCUAGCCACAGCCAGCAAGCAAGAGCUUCUGAAAGGAGAUAGAAGCUGAGGGAGAGAAAAAGAGAGGAGAAGAGCCAGCAGGCUUGCAAAAGUGAGAGAGUGAUAGGGUGAGAGUCAUCAUGCAGUUCGCCACAGGGGCGAUGAGCUCUCUCCUCCCCAAGCUGGGAGAGCUGCUCGUAGAGGAGUACAAGCUGAAGAAGAGUGUGAAGAAGGGGAUUGAAGAACUCAAGGCCGAGCUCGAGAGCAUGCAAGCAGCCCUCAUCAAGGUGUCCAGCGUGCCUCUAGAUCAACUCGACCCGCAGGUCAAGAUUUGGGCCAAUGAGGUCAGGGAGUUGUCCUACGCCAUCGAGGACAGCCUCGACUCAUUCGUGACCCGCGUCGAGGGUAAUGAGCCAACCAAGCCCAAAAUCAAGCACUUGCUCAAGAAGGCCCGCAAUGAGUUCAGCAAGUUCAAGGCACGCCAUGAAAUAGCCAAUGACAUCAAAGACAUUCAGAGCCAAGUUAGGAAGAUCAAGGAACGGCGCGACAGUUACAAGAUAGACGAUGUUGAUGCAAAUCCUGCAGCAACUACAGUUGACCCUCGUCUCCCAGCUCUAUACAAAAAGUUGUCUGACCUGGUGGGUAUUGAUAAGCCAAUUAAUGAGCUGAUAAAGAUCCUGUCCGAGGGGGUUCCCAUGCCUGAUAAAAAUCCCAAGAUAGUCUCUAUUGUUGGAUUUGGAGGACUGGGAAAGACAACCCUUGCAAAAGCAUUGUAUGACAAGCUUAGCACAAAAUAUCAACGAGUUACAACAUAUCAGUGUCAUGGUUUUGUUCCAGUGGGUCAGAACCCAAAGGCAAAGAAAGUUCUUCUGGAUAUAGUCUGUGAACUUGACAAGGAGUUGUACAAAGCUGCAACAACAAUGGAUGAAAGGCAGCUGAUCAACGAGUUGCAGACGUUCCUUGCAGGCAAGAGGUACUUUAUUGUUAUUGAUGACAUAUGGGAUACACAAAUAUGGGAAACGAUUAAGUGUGCUUUCAUGGAUAGUCAUCCGGAAAGUAGAUUAAUCAUAACUACCCGUAUUGUUGAUGUUGCCACCAAAGCUGGUGGUAUCUACCACAUGCAACCACUUUCUGAUGAUUACUCCAAAAUAUUAUUCUAUACAAGAACAUCUGGUAGUGAAGGACCUGCUGAAGUGACUACCAAAAUUUUAAAGAAAUGUGGUGGUGUGCCAUUAGCUAUCACUACAAUAGCUAGCUUGCUUGUUGGUAAACACACUGAGGACUGGUCUAAGGUGUAUGAUGCCAUUGGUUUUGGGCAUGCAGACAAUGGAGAUGUUCAUAACACAAGAAAGAUAUUAUCUUUUAGCUAUUAUGAUCUGUCGUCCAAUCUUAAGACAUGUUUAUUGUAUCUUAGUGUGUUUCCUGAAGAUUAUUUAAUUAAUAAAAUAUCACUGAUAUGGAGGUGGGUUGCCGAAGGAUUUAUACCAUAUGGAGAAGGGAUGGAACCAUUUGAACUUGGAGAGAUCUAUUUCAACAAGCUUGUAAACAAGAGCAUGAUACGGUGGAUAGAUCCUGAAGAUAAUGAUGGCCGAGGUGGUUGCCGUGUCCAUGACAUGGUGCUCGAUCUCAUCCGCACCAUAUCAAAUGAUGUAAAUUUUGUUACAAUACAUGAUAUGGAGCAGCAUGGCACAUGUUCACGAGGAGAACGAACCAACUGGGUUCGCAGAUUAGCAGUUCAUGGAAGUGGGGAACACAACUCUGGCAUUGAAAUGGAGCAUGUAAGGUCAUAUAAUGUUGUAGACUGCCGUGCCAAUAGUAUGCCCCUGCUUUUGAGCUUUAAAGUAUUGCGUGUGCUAGUUAUUGAGGACUGUGUUCUUUCGGAAGGUAGUAGUCUUGAGCAUCUUGGUAAGUUGGUGCAGCUGAGGUACCUGGGGCUAGUGAAGACAGCGGUCAAGAUCCCUGAAGGAAUAGGGCAUGAUCUGAAGUUUCUUGAGAUAUUGGAUGUAAGGGGAGGUUUGAUAAGUGAGCUGCCGCCAUCUGUUGGUGAGCUAAUGAAUUUGAGGUGCCUGUGGGCUGAUGAAGGUACAGUGAUGAAAGGCGAGAUAGGGAAACUGACAUGCCUUGAAGAACUGGAGCUAUAUUCGGUGCACAAGUGCCCAAACUUCUUCACAGAGGUGGGGAAGCUGACAGAGCUAAGGGUGCUGCAUAUCCAUUUCGCUGAAAUAGAGGAGUCUGCGGGCAAGGCUCUGAUGGAAUCUCUGCGCAACCUUCACAAGAUCCAUAUUCUGAGGGUCUGGGAUGAUGAUGUUGAGGCCGAGUAUUCGGUUGUCCUAAAUGAUAGCUUGGAAGACUUGGCACCCUGUACAAAGCUGUACGAGUUAAUUCUGCCUAUCAUAGUUAUACCGAGGGUGCCAUCAUGGAUCAAUCAUUUAAGUGUUCCACUCCUUUCUCGUCUAGGGCUGCAUGUGGAUGCGGUAGAAGUUCAGGAUGUUCAAACCAUCGGCAGGUUGCCGUCGCUCCUCGUCCUUCUUCUCUGGAGUAAGGAUGAAAAGAACAUAUCAUAUACUUUUGGCAGCAAUGAGUUCCACAAGCUGAGAGUCCUGUGGACGAAGAAGAUAGAGAUUGCUGUUGGAGAAGGAGCAUUGCCGAUGCUUGAAGUGCUGGAAUACCGUGCAAGCGCUGAAAGAAAGGACGCUGCCAGCUUGGUGCCGUGGAGGAGAAAUAGCUGCCCUUUGCUGAAGGAAGUCACCUGUUACCUUGACUGCACUAACUGCAGCUACAGGAAAGUAGAGGAAGCAGAGGAAGCGCUGAGGCAGGCUUCCGGCACCCGUCCCAAUGCUGUGUAUCUCGAUCUCGAGAUAGUAAAAGAGAACUACGACAAGAAGGCUGGUAAAUUCAUUGAUAAUCUCGAGUGGAUCCUACGUGGUUUGGACAGACCCGAGGAUGUGGGCCGUCCUGCAGCAUACCAGGAAGAAAGGACACGUCUGAUGAUUAGAUCACUCGAGAGAAGAUUACGUGACGAUGCGGAGCCUCGGGUGGGGUGGCACGGCGAACAAGAGAUGCGUGGCCUUGUUACCAAAUUCAAGAUUUGGCUACAUGAUCAUGCAGGCACCAACCAGGAUGAGGCGGGCAAGAGUGAUGCCACAGAUAGUGAGGACGGUGACGAUGAAGAUUAUUAUUACGGUGACCAAGCAGAGAUAAUGAAACAAAUAUUUGAUGUAGUAUCAAAGGUCUGCAUGUUCAAGCCAAUGAAUCUCUCCAUUGAGGCGCUCAAUCACAGUGAGUACCGACACUAAAUCACUCAUUAGAUUUCUAUUAUUCCGGUCACAUCGAAGCUAUUUAUUCAUUUUUUGCUCAUUAAUUCAUGUAUUCUUUGUUCUUCAAUGUUUUCUAUGAAACACUAUUUUGGACUUUUGCCACUCAUUUGUGUAAACCACUCUGCAGUACAUCUCCUCGUUGAAGGAAUCGUUUACUUGCUUUCCUGCCGGCUUGUGUUAUACUAUGUCUUAUUGUCGAAGUUCUGACUUGGUUGUGUAUCUGCUGAUAAUGAAUUACAGCAUAUAUCUAGCUUCUGGUACACAAGGAUUCGAAGGGUAUCGAAGACGCGAAGGAUAGCGAAGAUUUGGAAGAUACCAAAGGAUUAGUUUUUCUUUUUUUCGAUGGUAAUAAAUUCUAAGUUAAAAAAUUGUUAAUACUCCAAUAUUCCUCAAGUUUUCAAGCUCGUUUGUUGAGACAGAGUAUAAUAUACACUACUCUGGUACAGAAGGAGUACUACAUAUGAAAUUUUGUGUUUGCAACUAAGAAUGUUUCUCUUUCUAAAACUAAUGUACUGUAAAACUACAAUAAUUUAGCCUGUGGGUACAAAAUACUGUGGUUUUGACAUAACAAAGUAUUUUGGAGUAUUGAGAAUACUGUGGACCUUUUUAGCAAGUUUUUUAUGCUCCUACGUAUUUUGAAGUAGUUUUCAAAUGUGCGCAUUGCUAUCUAGUUUCAGACGUGCCGUAUUGCUAGGUAGCCAGAUGUUGCAAACUGAUGAACAGCCAUGCGCAGAACAAUGGCAUGCACAAGCUAGACCGGUGAAAUACUCUGGUUACUGCAGUAGUUGCGUGUGAAGAAGUAAAAAAACUGCAGGUACUGAAUUUAGAAGUCACGCUUCUCUGUGUACUGAUACCCUGCUCUUUCUACUAGUACAUACACUUCUUUUGUAAUUUGUCUGAAGCAUGCAUUCCUGUCCAGAACCCAAAUGCCAGCUUUGCCUUGUGCAUGCAUUCAACGACACCUGACCUAACUACACUCUACAUCCUUAGCUUUCAUUUGUCUGACCACUAUCUUGACAUCAGAAACAAACCAAGCUUACAUUUUUCAGAGUGUCUUUGUUAUUUUACAGAGUGGCUUCUGCAAAUGCCAUAAGAAGCAUCUAUCUGCAGAACAAGUGGAACCACAAUCCUGCAGCAGAAGCAGAUUACUCACAAUAUACAGUUCUUCUUCCCAGCAUAUACAGGUCGCAAACAGUAAUGGCUCAUUGAUGUACAGAGAGUUUUUUUUCAAAAAGGGGAAUGACCCCGGCCUCUGCAUCAUCAUGACGCGCACAACCAUUGAUGUACAGAUAGUAUAACUAGCUUCUUCUUUUUUCUGCGAGGUGUCUAACUAGCUUCUGAUCAGCUCAAAACAGGCUUGUCUUGCCUCCUCAUCGAUUUCUGAGCAUUUUCGCCUGGUUAGCCAUUGUGGUGCAUGCUUGUACUUAAUUUACAUUGUCGGUCCAUGUGAAUUGUACAGCUCUAGCUGGCCACAAGUAUUUAUCCAUAUAUGGAUGUUUUGUUUGCUAAAAGAGACUUCUGAUCUGUUGAUUUCUGCAGGCGGCGGUGAUGAGACUAUUUGCAGCAGGUAGCAAUGGAAAUAAUAGAAGUCCAUCUUGCUGGGCAUUUCCGUGUGCAGGUCCUUUCUGUUACUCCCUUAGUGCAUUCCUUAUCUGAAGCUUCCAUUCAUCUUUGAUACUUACUUCGCAGUAAACGACAGCGCCCGGGAGUCUGAACCCCUCGUUUUCAUUCAGCCUCAGCACCAACACCUACAGGCAGGCUGGUGCCGGCGCAGAAUAGGCAGCACGACGAAGGUACUUGUUCGCACAAGCCUUGAGAUGACAAUGAGCAAAACAAAGUCUGGGCUGUAGCAUACUCUGUUUUGUGCUUGUUAUCGUAAAUCUACAAGCGUGUCCGUAUGAUUUGAGUGUGCAUGAGUAUCAAAUGGACAAACAAGGCAAGUAACUGGUGCAAAAAUGCUGAAUUUGGUCAGGCAAAAUGUUUUCUUUUUGUCCAAAUAGCUAGAACUUGACGGGAAAUUAAGCUACAGCACUACAUGUUGGAAAAUGUGUUGAUAUUCAUAUUCUAUACAUCCAUUAUUGUUGAAAUCGCCCAAGGAAUGAAUCCACAGCUUUACCAAACCAGGCAACUGACAGAGGGUUCAGAACAUCAGUAGUUGAGUACAUCGCAUUGCCCUGUAGCUGCAGCAGGACGAGAUGGAACGGGAUGGUGGGAAAUGGAAAGGGAUGGUCUUACCCGGUGGGGGAUCUCCUCGGCUGUCUAUCGGAGUCCACUCAUCUGAGCUCCUGCUGCCGCCAUAGGUGAAGGUUAGGUAGAGCUGAGUGAGAGGAAACAAAUCAAUCAUUCCAGCUAGUCAGGGGUUUGUCGCGAGAGAAGAGAAGAAAUAGGGGAAGGAGAAAGGCUGAACUUGGGACAGUUCCAGGAGUCUACGACCACUGCGAGACGCUCAGGCCCAGGUGGACAAGUACCCGGGUGCUAGCCACAGAGGGUUCGACAGCAGAGCCGAAGCAGACAGUAGUUACUUGAGGUGAACGCUCCGGCAAGAGCGGGGGCGGGACCGCCGGUGCCAAAAGUACUACAUAGUCGCGCUCUUGCUCAUGUUGAUCGCUAUUCUCUUCUACAUCAUGGUUUAGAUAGAGAUGAUGAAACUUGUGUGUGUGCCAUGACCAUGCAGUUGCACUUAUUCGAGACAUGGCAUGACUUGUGUAUCGCUGUUUUAGAGAUGUGAUGAUAUUUGUGUUGAAUGAUGAUGAUGAUGAUGGUAUGA